GGUUUUAGAAUGAAAUCCUAUUCAGCUUGUAUGUGGUCAGACUCCUCCAGUGAGGCUCACCCGAUUAUCAUAGACUUUGAAGUAUUCAACCAAUCUAUAGAUCUUCACAAAGGGUAGUGAUGCAGAUGAAGUUCAGUCCUAGGUCUUGAAUCUUGAAUACCGCUAUAUUGAAGAUUUGACCACCAAAAUUAAUUGGCGUCUGCUAUGUUGGUGCAUAUUCUGUGAAGUAAUGAAAUGUCAUUAUUAUAUUCUCUCUGAGUAUAUUUCUAUUUGGUUGAUGAGAAAAAUUUGUAAUGAUCAAACCACCUUUGCAUAUUUCACUAAUUCUUUAGAUCUAUUUACACUUAACAGCCCUUCUCAGUAGCUGGUCUAUACUUGUGAAUUAGGAAGAUCUACUUAUGAGAAUGGAUGCUUGUACUACCAACGGCAUUGAUGAUGCGGAUACAAGUACUUGUAAUUCCCUAUCCAACGGAGUCGCAAUUAGUGAAAAUGGAAUGAUAGAACCAACUAUGCUCAUGGAGUUGCUGACUUUAUUGGACUUGGAUAUAGCAUACUUUUCCGAGAAGCUGGUAAACUUGGAUCUUUAUAUGACAAUUGUCUCCCUUGGAGAGAUUGGACUUGGAGACUUGUCCAUGUUGAACAGCAAUAUCUCGGAAGUAGAAGUUGAGAAGGCUCUGAUCUUUGACGUUUCAAUUGGUUACUUAGAUUGUGAGAUCACCGAGCUAGGGAGUUUCUUACAAGUCCUUCAGUCCAAAAUGGUAGAUGCACGUCAGAAGAUAUGUUCAUUUAAACAAAGAAGAGACAUCUUUAUUAUCUUUCAAGGGAAAUUGCAGGCUUCUGAAAAUUCCUGGAAGCAUCUUCAGGAGCAACUGUCAGAGUUGAAGAGGCAAUUAGCUAAAUUUCACAGAACACUCUCAUUUUUUCGAGAAAAAAGCUCAUACUUGAUUGAAAAUGAGGAUUCGGAGAGGUCGCAUUAUGAUUUGCAGAUUUCAGGGCAGCAAAGAUUAGUGCUUAGGAUGCUGGAAAAGUCUCUUGCUGCAGAACUAAAUCUGGAGAAACAAUUUUUAGGAUCUAAAAAAAGAGAGGAAGAACUGAAAGAAAAACUCCUACAUGCAAAUGAGGUUGUUUCUGGCAUGGAAGCAUAUUUAGGAGUUACUUUGGAGAGACUGUUGGAAGCAGAACAUUCUUCUCAAGUUUUUAAGGGGAUCGCAAAGGAAAUGAUGUCACGCCUCCAAAUAUAUGAUUUCAAUAUGCAUUGCUCAGUUAAGAGAGAAGAAGAACUGAAAUCCAAACUUCAAGCUAGCUUAAAGCAGCUUAAAGAGAGAGAAAAUUUGGAGUAUACAUUAAAAGAACUCGAAGAAAAGUUUCGAGCUUCCCAGUCAAAGUUGGAGGAAGUAAAUGCCUCGUAUGAAGCUAGUCAGGAGGAACUUUCUGUGAUGGAAGAUGCGACCGAAUCUUUAAGAGAACAUGUUUUUAUGGCAGAAACUAGGGCCCACGACGCAGAAGAAAAACUAGCAACUUUAACAGAAGUGAAUAUAGAGCUUACAGAAGAAGUGGGAUUGCUUAAAGGUGGUGAUAGUAAUGAAGAAAAGAUGAGUGUGCUAGAGAAACAGGUAAGAGACUUGGAAGUCAAACUGCAAACUUCAAAGACUUCUGCUGAAGUCAGCCAAAAGAACCAAAAUAUGUUGUACUCUGCCAUCUGGGACAUGGAAACAUUAAUCGAGGAGCUAAAAUCGAAGUGCUCAAGAGCUGAGAGUUUAGCAGAAAAUGCAGAAAAGCAGUGUCUUACAUUAGCAGAAACAAACAUACAACUGAACAAAGAAAAAGGCUAUCUCAAGUCUGAAAAGGAAAAAUUGGUGGAAAGUCUGAAAGUAGCUAACAAUAUAAAAGCUGCAAGGGCAAAGGACAUUAAUAAUGGGGCAAAUCUUAUUGCUGAGAUGAUUAUGCAGUUAUCGACUGAAAGAGAGAGGGUCCAGAAGCAGUUAUCUUCUCUAGCAAGAGAAAACACAAUAUUGUUGGAGGAGUUGAGGAAGAUGAGAAGAAACUUACUCGGGGCUAAUCAAAGCAACAAAGCGGCUGAUACAAAAGAGAUCGAUUCUCUCAUAGAUAACCCUGCUGAUGGUAGUGGUACAAGUACAGCAUCCCCAGUUACAGAAGAAUUAGUAGUGACUCCGACAUCUGCAACUGCCAGUAACCAGGUAGAUGAUCCAUCAGAAGAGAACAGCACAGAUGAAGCAGAAGCUCCUGGUUCCUCUGGGUCUGAUGAUGCGGUUGCAGUUGCUGUUGCUGCCAUUUGUACAAACCAUGAUGAAGCAGAAGCUGCAAGUUCCUCCGGAUGCGAUGAUGUUGCUACUGCUGCUCUGGUUGCUGCCAAUUGUACGAAUCAUGAAAAUGAGAUUAAUUUCAAAAAUCAUGAAGAUUCAGGAAAGACAACGAACAAGCAUAACAACAAGAAGUCUUACAUCUUUGCUGCAAUUUUUGUUUUGUUAUUUUCGAUUUUAGCCAUGAACAUGAAUUGGCAAAACAUUUAUCCUAUCUUCAGGCUUUAACAUAUUGUUUUCCAAGAGCAACAGUGCAAAGUCCUCUGUUCUCUUGGAUGAUUUGUUCUGUAAAUACUUAGUGCUCGUUUGGUUGACAGGAAUUUAUUUAGGCAAUGAAAAUUCUCAUGAUUUUCUCA
Molecule: messenger RNA, 2677 nt
Organism: Beta vulgaris subsp. vulgaris (sugar beet)
Lineage: Eukaryota; Viridiplantae; Streptophyta; Magnoliopsida; Caryophyllales; Amaranthaceae
Product: WPP domain-interacting tail-anchored protein 2
Exons: 4
Coding region: 399-2549 (716 amino acids)
Source: RefSeq, a predicted model, not a curated record